GAGUUCCUGCCUCCCGGAGCAGCUCCCGCGGUUCCCGGCACAGCCCAGCAGCUCGAGCCGCCCGAGCACGUCUGGUUCGUCAUCCAUGCGGCAGACUACGAUCUGCUCUCGAGGGACCUGCCGAGCUUCCGCCACAUCGUCACCAGGAGCAUCUCAACCUCGCUGGGCGUGCCCAUCAGCUGCGUCGAGAUGCUCGACCUGAACGCCGGGGCCAGGGGCGGCUCCGUGGUGGCCCUGGCGCUGCGCGGCGGCCGCGGCAGAGGCGCGGGGGAGCUGCGGCGCGAGCUGGGGCAGCAGCUGCGCAGCACCAGCAGCGCGCUGCGGCGCGGCCGCCUCGCGGAGUACCUCACGAGCGCGGAGAUGUUCCUGUCCAGGCCCAGCCACAGCCCGACGGGUGCCGAAGGCGAUCCCUGGCCUGCGCAGGUGGCUCACACGUACGCUGUCGACCGAGGAGCUCAGGCCCGGGACCAGGCCACCGCCCUGAUCGAGGUGGUUGCCAAGAUGCGGCUAGAGCAGGCCCGGCUCGGGGCGGCCGAGGCGGAGCACCAGUCCGCGCUGUCUGAGUUGCAGGCGAGAGACGCCGUGGUGGCCCAGCUGCGGGAGGAGCUGGCACGCAGGGAGCGGCUGCGGGAGGCCGAGGAGGAAAGGCUGCGGGAGGAGCGCGCCGCUCAGGAGCGGCUGCGGGAGGGGACGCGGCUGCGGGAGGAGCAGGCCGCCCAGGAGAGGCUGCGGGAGGAGCAGGCCGCCCAGGAGAGGCUGCGGGAGGAGGCGCGGCUGCGGGAGGAGCAGGCCGCCCAGGCCUGCCUCCGCCGCCAGAGCCCGAGAAGAGAAACAGCAGGUCCUCGUGUUCUUCGUGGCACCAGCUGGCUCUCGUGGGCGAGGCGGAGGCAUUCGUGCAGGCCGUGGCGCUCGGCAGCGUGGAGGCGCUCGCGCAGGAGGGCCUCUCGAGCGCGCGGACCAUGGCCGGCCACCCGCCGAUGA
Prorocentrum cordatum is the source of this 981-nucleotide messenger RNA. The record is from the annotation of a GenBank genome assembly. Lineage: Eukaryota; Dinophyceae; Prorocentrales; Prorocentraceae.